CUACGUGCGUCGUGCGAGCCUCUCAUCAAUCAUCAUUGGCCCCCCUUCCCCGCGACGAGCGCGCCAUUGCCCCCGCCUCUAAUUUGUAAGCGCCAUCCAGGCCACCUACUCCAUUUCUCUGCAGCAGCGCCCCAAUCUUCGCCUCGAGGCUCCCCUCUCGGAGGUUGAUAGGGCGACCCAGCAAUGGCAGAAGUCCUGUCAGGACCUCAUGAACACCGUCUAAGCUCUGCCUUAGAUGGAAACUAUGACGAGAAGAGGAAAUCCAAUGUGGAAUAUUCAGAUGAUGAAAAGAAAGCCAUGAUCGCGUCUCUGAAGAAGAAGGCGAUGAGCGCAUCACAUAAGUUGAGGCAUUCCAUGAAGAGGGGGAGAAAGAGCAGCAAGGUCAUGUCCAUCUCAAUCUUGGAUGAGCGCGAUCCUGAGGAAGUGCAGGCUGUGGACGCCUUCCGCCAGCUUCUUGUACUUGAAGAGCUGCUACCAUCGCAGCAUGAUGACUACCACAUGAUGCUUAGAUUUUUGAAGGCACGAAAGUUUGAUAUCGAUAAGGCAAAGCAAAUGUGGUCUGAUAUGCUGAAGUGGAGAAAGGAGUUUGGUGCAGAUACAAUUCUCGAGGAAUUUGAAUUCAAUGAAGCUGAUAAGGUGGCACAAUGCUACCCUCAAGGUUACCAUGGGGUUGAUAAGGAAGGCAGGCCUGUUUACAUUGAACGGCUCGGACAGAUUGAUGUCAAUAGGCUCAUGCAGGUGACCACAAUGGAUCGUUUUGUCAAGAACCAUGUCAAGGAGUUUGAGAAGAACUUUGCUAUUAAGUUCCCAGCUUGCUCAAUUGCUGCGAAGCGCCAUAUUAAUCAGAGCACAACAAUUCUCGAUGUGCAAGGAGUGGGAAUGAAGCAAUUCAGCAAAGCUGCAAGGGACCUCAUCGGUAUGCUUCAGAAGAUUGAUGGUGAUAACUAUCCGGAGACGUUGUGCCGGAUGUUCAUCAUUAAUGCAGGCCAGGGAUUCCGGCUUCUAUGGAGCACAGUGAAGAGCUUUCUUGACCCGAAGACCACUGCAAAGAUUCAUGUUCUGGGUAACAAGUAUCAGAGCAAGCUUCUUGAGGUGAUUGAUGCUAGCGAGCUGCCAGAAUUUUUCGGUGGAACCUGCCAGUGCGAAGGUGGUUGCAUGAAGGCUGACAAAGGCCCUUGGAUGGAUCCCGAAAUUGUAAAGAUGGUUCAAAGUGGUGCUGAGAGGUGUGGAUCUCUCAGUUCGCCCUCUUUUGAGGCUGAGCAGAAAAUGAUUUGUGAAGAUGAUAUCAUAUAUCCUAAGAAACAAGCUUCUUUCAACGGGGAGGCACAAUUAGUUGGAGAUGGUCAGCACACUUUGUCAAGGAAAAUUUGCCGCAGCCGAAUUGAACAUCCUCAGUUGUCACCUGUCCACGAGGAACUUAUGCCUACCUCAUAUCUUACCCCCGGUUCACCUUAUUCUUGCGAUGUCCCAAUGGUUGAAAAGGCCAUAGAUGCUAUUUGUAAGAGCCAGGAAACACUACCAGAUGAGAAGCUCGCCAUCACCAAAGCUGUUGUAAAUGCCUCUACUGGAUCAAACCCCCCACUCUUUGGUAGCAUCAUAGCACUUGUGAUGAGCAUUGCAACGAUGCUCCGUGUGACCCGCAACAUGCCUGGGAAGGUACUUGGCGUUGCCAUAGGUGGCAGUAAACCAACCACCCUCACGAAAAGUAAAUCAAAAAUCCAAGCACGGCAGAGAUCCAAGAUAUCACUAGAGGCUGUGAAGGCGGCUGAUGAAGAUGGGGUAUCUGCGAAGCGCCUCGCCGAGCUUGAGGAGAAGAUCAUUGCACUCAUUACAAAACCUGCAACAAUGCCAGCUGACAAGGAGGAGAUGCUGCAGGCUGCAGUCAGCCGCGUCAGUGCACUGGAAGAGGAGCUUGCAGCAACAAAGAAGGCCUUGCAGGAGACUCUUGAGCGUCAAGGGGAGAUUGUUGCAUACAUUGAGAAGAAAAAGAAGAAGAAAAGCAAGCGUUUGUUUCGUUGGUAGAAGCGACCAACAAUGAAUCAUUCACGUCCAGGACAAGAGAUUCUGAUUGUGAUGGAAAAUAGUGAGCUGGUGUUCGCAUCUACCAGUAAACUACUGCGAUUCUUAUUGUAACAUAUAUGUUCUUUUAUUCUUCUUUUUUUUUCCUGCAUUGUUGCAAAUUAUUUGUCGAAGCUGCUCAUGUGUUGUACCUUACCAUGUGGAUGUGCUGCCAAAUUGUGAAUCCCGCAAAUGCAAUGACCAAUUAUGGUUGGAUGGACUGCUGAGUAUUGCCAAUAAUAUAAAUAUAUUUAUGAUACAAACUGAUGACAA
This is a messenger RNA of Panicum virgatum (switchgrass), 2331 nucleotides long. Its product is annotated as phosphatidylinositol/phosphatidylcholine transfer protein SFH12-like. The transcript has 15 exons. Lineage: Eukaryota; Viridiplantae; Streptophyta; Magnoliopsida; Poales; Poaceae. The record is from RefSeq and is a predicted model, not a curated record. Bases 184 to 2022 code for a protein of 612 amino acids.